Messenger RNA from Prunus dulcis (almond), 3112 nucleotides. RefSeq names its product putative proline-rich receptor-like protein kinase PERK6. The coding region runs from base 16 to 2589 and encodes 857 amino acids. The transcript has 9 exons. Gene Ontology annotation, biological process: protein phosphorylation. Lineage: Eukaryota; Viridiplantae; Streptophyta; Magnoliopsida; Rosales; Rosaceae. The record is from RefSeq and is a predicted model, not a curated record. Gene Ontology annotation, molecular function: ATP binding; protein kinase activity.
UCUCUAUCUCCAUCUAUGUCUCUAUCUCUCUCUAGCACACAACCACAUGUACCUAGCUUGCUAGGGGUCAUCAACAGGCUCACCUUUCAAAGGAGCGGUGGGGUUUCUCCGGCACAGACCCACGAUUAUUCUGGUCGGAAACUCCUAAAAAUGGGGUCCUCUGACGAUCAGAAUUCGCCAUCGGAUACCCCACCAUCAUCGCCAACUCCUCCAUCUUCGUCGUCCUCAUCACCCUCUCCACCAUCAUCGGAUUCAGGUUCGGGUUCAAGCUCAGGUUCGAGUGGGGGUUCAGGUUCAGGUGGAGGUUCAGGUUCGAGUGGAGGUUCAAGUUCAAGUGGAGGUUCACCGCCCUCAUCAUCAUCACCACCUCCAAAGGACUCAUCACCUCCUCCAAGCGACUCAUCCUCCCCAAAAAACUCAAACGACGGCUCGUCAUCUUCAGGAAACUCAAACAGCUCAUCCCCGCCUUCCAACAACUCAUCCCCGCCUUCCGACAAGUCCUCUGGCGGCAACUCUUCCAACAACUCUAACAACUCCGGUGGCUCAUCCUCCUCCUCCAACAAUUCGAAUAACUCAAACAACUCGAACAAUUCGAAUAACUCAUCGCCUCCCAGCAACAACAACUCGAACAACUCACCGCCUUCCAACAACAACAACUCCGACAAUUCCAACAACAACAACUCCAACAAUUCCAACAACAACUCAAAUGACUCAAACAACCAAAACCAAAAGUCCCCUCCACAGUCCAAUUCUCAAAAGAGUCCUCCAUCGUCCUCCUCUAACAAUAACAAUAAUGGAGGGAAUCAGAACAAUAAUAACAAUAAUGGAGGGAAUCAGAACAACAACAACAAUGGCAACGGCAACAACAACCAAAACGACCAAAACAAUCAAAACAACAACAACAACCAAAACAACCAAAACAACCAUAAUAAUAACAACAAUAACUCUCACUCGCCACCCAAAUCAUCCAAUGGGAACAAUUGGUCACCAAAAUCGUCCAAUAAUUGGUCACCCCCAGCCGUAUCAGGCAAGUCCCAUCCAUCACCUGAUAAUGAUGGGUCGCCGCCGCCUUCGCACUCGAGUUCGAGCUCCACGCCCAUCAUCAUAGGAGUUGUAGCUGCGGCAGGGGUUUUGUUGCUUGUCAUGGUGUUUUUCUUCAUGGCGUGCUCUAAGAGGAGGAAGAAGAGACAGACUUCUUCUCACCUUAUGGAGAACCCUGAGCCAUAUAAUCCAAAUGGAAGUGACUAUUGGCAAAACACUGGACCUAAAAGUACCGAGCACGUUAUGAACAUGCCUCCUUCUGGCCGCGCACCCAAUGGAGGUUGGACUACAUCCACAGCUCCACCGCCACACAUGAUGAGCAGCGAAAUGAGUUCCUCCAACUUCUCCGGUCCACACGGUCCCCCCUUGCCGCCACCACACCCUAAUGUGGCUCUCGGGUUCAACAAGAGCACUUUCACCUAUGAUGAGAUGGCGGCUGCAACAUCAGGGUUUGCGCCAGCUAAGCUAAUAGGCCAAGGUGGUUUCGGGUACGUGCACAAAGGGGUGUUGCCGAACGGCAAGGAAAUAGCUGUGAAGAGCCUCAAAGCUGGUAGCGGACAAGGCGAUCGUGAAUUUGCAGCCGAGGUUGAGAUCAUUAGUCGUGUUCAUCAUCGCCACCUUGUGUCGCUUGUGGGGUACUGCCUUGAAGGAGAACGAAAGCUGUUGGUGUAUGAAUUUGUUCCUAACAACAACCUCGAAUUCCACCUCCACGGAACAAAUCGGCUACCUUUGGAAUGGGGCAACAGGGCCAAAAUUGCGUUGGGAUCGGCUAAAGGGCUUGCUUACUUGCACGAAGACUGUCACCCCAAGAUUAUCCACCGUGACAUUAAGGCUGCAAAUAUUCUGAUUGACUUUAGCUUCGAAGCUAAGGUGGCAGAUUUUGGGCUGGCAAAGCUGAACCAGGAAAAUGUCACCCAUGUAUCUACCCGUGUCAUGGGAACAUUUGGGUACUUGGCUCCUGAGUACGCAUCGAGUGGAAAGCUAACCGAGAAGUCCGACGUUUUCUCUUUCGGUAUUAUGCUCUUGGAGCUCAUCUGUGGACGCCGCCCUGUGGACUUGUCUGGAGAAUAUGAGGAGGAUACCUUAGUAGACUGGGCUAGGCCUCGCUGCCUGAAAGCAAUAGAUACUGGGGACUAUUCUGAAGUGUUGGAUCCAAGGCUAGAGAAAAAUUAUAACCAUGAAGAGGUGGCACGAAUGGUGGCAUGUGCUGCUGCGAGCGUUCGACACUCUGCGAAGAAGCGACCAAAAAUGAGCCAGAUUGUUCGUGCAUUAGAAGGCGAUGUCUCAAUGGAAGACUUGCACGAGGGGAUCAAAGGGCAGUUUGGCUCUGGCUCUACCAGCAUUGCUUCAUCUGAGUUUGAUGCUGACUCGUACAAUGCGAAAAUGAAGCCGUUCAGAAAGCCGGCACUGAUUGACAGCACAGACUACCCAAGCAGCGAAUACGGGCCCACAAGCGAGUACGGCCACAACUCCACCUCUGCAAGCAGCGAUCACUCCCAAGAGAUGGACAACAAGAAAGGGAUGAACCGGCCACAAGGUCCAGUUUGAGCAGCAAACAAUGAGCUGGAACAUGGACCGAACCGAGCGAACAAGAUAACCCAGAACUGGUUUUAUAACCUCUGGAGUACUAUAUUAUAGAAACAUAAAGAUUCUGCAGGUUAAUUAGUGUUAAAAUUAAGAUUGAUGAUGCAAAUAUUUGUGUGUAUCAUGUGAAAAAGUGAGAGACAAUAUUGUGUGUCACUCUUCCCUGCAGACAUUUUUGUAUUGGCCACGCAUGCACCUUACUGGUUACCAAGUAUACCUCUGAUUAAUUUCAGGUAGGUAAAGAUGGUGGUAGAUGCACAAUUGUGACAUUCAAUUAAACAUGGGGCACACCAAAUGAUGGAGGAGUUGUAAUUUUCUUUUUUUUUUUCUUUUUUUCUUUCUUAUGUUCUUUUGGGAAAUGGGUGAACCUAGCUAUGUGUGUUUGUAUGUACUUGCUACUAAUGUAAAACAAACAUGCAUUUGGAGGAAUUGGUAGCUCGUGUGUUUGUAUUUUCUAUAUUUUAUAUCUAAGUAUUAUUGUUAAGAA